Closterium sp. Yama58-4 is the source of this 1059-nucleotide messenger RNA. The record is from the annotation of a GenBank genome assembly. NCBI's taxonomy places the organism in Eukaryota, Viridiplantae, Streptophyta, Zygnematophyceae, Desmidiales, Closteriaceae.
AUGCACGGGGUGAAUGCGCCCAAGGUGGUGGAGUGCAUGGGAUCUGAUGGCCGCGUGUACAAGCAGCUCGCUAAGUCGGGCAACGACGACCUGCGCCAGGAUGCUGCAGGAGUGGCUGCAUCUCUACCCACUGUCCCUCUCUCCCCACCAUCCCUCUCUCCCCACUGCCGCUCUCUCCCCACUCAAUCCCCCACUUUCCCACUUCCCACCUCACCCUCACCAGGUGAUGGAGCAGCUGUUCGGGCUGGUGAAAUUCCCCCAUCUAUUCACCCCCGCCCUCUCCCCACUCCCCAUCUCUCCCACCUCUCCCCACCUCUCCCCACCGCGCCCCACCAGGUGAUGGAGCAGCUGUUCGGGUUGGUGAACUCAUUGCUGCAAGCCCAUGAGGGGGCCACCAGGCGCCACCUCGCCAUCCGCACGUACAAGGUGACUCCCUCUCUCUGCGCCUCCUGCAUGGCACUUGUGCAUUCCAGCCCGCAGUGUCAGUGCAUGCAAGCCCAUGCGGGGGCCACCACGCAUCAUUCCUCUCCAUCUGCUCCCUCCCUCUGCCAUCUGCUCCCUCCCUCUGCCAUCUGCUCCCUCCCUCUGCCAUCUGCUCCCUCCCUCUGCCAUCUGCUCCCUCCCUCUGCCAUCUGCUCCCUCCCUCUGCCAUCUGCUCCCUCCCUCUGCCAUCUGCUCCCUCCCUCUGCCAUCUGCUCCCUCCCUCCGCCAUCUGCUUCCUCCCUCUGCCAUCUGCUCCCUCCCUCCGCCAUCUGCUCCCUCCCUCCGCCAUCUGCUCCCUCCCUCCGCCAUUUGCUCCCUCCCUCUGCCAUCUGCUCCCUCCCUCUGCCACCUGCUCCCUCCCUCUGCCAUCUGCUCCCUCCCUCUGCCAUCUGCUCCCUCCCUCUGCCAUCUGCUCCCUCCCUCUGCCAUCUGCUCCCUCCCUUCACUGUGUGCAUCAUUCCUCUCCAUCUGCUCCCUCCCUCUGCCCCUACCUGCCCAUCUCUCUGCCACUUGCCUCGCCCUCCUUCCCCUCUGCACGGCCUGUCAGGUGGUGCCCUUCACUCCCAGCGCAGCUAA